GCGCCGGCAGUUCGGCCACGUCCCUGGCCACGUCGCGCCCGCUCUCGCCAUCUUCGCCGCUUCCUCUCAGGGGCCGCCGCCGCCGCCGCUGCCUGAGCUGCCGAGCCUGGGGCCGCCGCGCAGAUCGCCGCUGCCGCCAUGAACAUCUUCCGGCUGACCGGGGACCUGUCCCACCUGGCGGCCAUCGUCAUCCUGCUGCUGAAAAUCUGGAAGACGCGCUCCUGCGCCGGUAUUUCUGGGAAAAGCCAGCUUCUGUUUGCACUGGUCUUCACAACUCGUUACCUGGAUCUUUUUACUUCAUUUAUUUCAUUGUAUAAUACGUCUAUGAAGCUCAUCUACAUUGCCUGCUCCUAUGCCACAGUGUACCUGAUCUACAUGAAAUUUAAGGCAACCUACGAUGGAAAUCAUGAUACUUUCCGAGUGGAGUUUCUGGUGGUCCCUGUGGGCGGCCUCUCAUUUCUAGUCAAUCAUGAUUUCUCUCCUCUUGAGAUAUUGUGGACCUUCUCCAUCUACCUGGAGUCGGUGGCCAUCCUGCCACAGCUCUUCAUGAUCAGCAAGACCGGGGAGGCGGAGACCAUCACCACCCACUACCUGUUCUUCCUGGGCCUCUACCGCGCCUUGUACCUCGUCAACUGGAUCUGGCGCUUCUAUUUCGAGGGCUUCUUUGACCUCAUUGCCGUGGUGGCCGGCGUUGUCCAGACCAUCCUGUACUGCGACUUCUUCUACUUGUACAUCACUAAAGUUCUCAAGGGAAAGAAGCUCAGUCUGCCUGCGUAAGUGCCAAAGACCACCGCCAGCAUCUGUCCUCAGGGUGCUCGGACAGAAUUCUUACCGCAGCAAAGGCUCAAGAUGCUUGAUACGGAAAAUUGGAAACUCAGCUCUUCUGUUGCAGAUAGUCAUCAGUGGCUCUGUAAGAACCCAGAGGGAAAGAACCAGAAGGUUUCUGUUUAAUGCAUCUUGCCUUAUCUUUUUUUAUUACUAUGUACAAAGAUUUUUUUACACAAAGAAACUUAAUGCUGUAUUAAUAAAGUGUGUAGCUUCAA
Messenger RNA from Bubalus bubalis (water buffalo), 1043 nucleotides. It is a transcript of the gene KDELR2, whose product is annotated as KDEL endoplasmic reticulum protein retention receptor 2. Gene Ontology annotation, cellular component: cis-Golgi network; membrane; endoplasmic reticulum. The record is from RefSeq and is a predicted model, not a curated record. Gene Ontology annotation, molecular function: ER lumen protein retrieval receptor activity. The transcript is spliced from 5 exons. The coding region runs from base 139 to 777 and encodes 212 amino acids. Gene Ontology annotation, biological process: protein retention in ER lumen; endoplasmic reticulum to Golgi vesicle-mediated transport. NCBI's taxonomy places the organism in Eukaryota, Metazoa, Chordata, Mammalia, Artiodactyla, Bovidae.